Messenger RNA from Prunus persica (peach), 2703 nucleotides. RefSeq names its product protein IQ-DOMAIN 1. The record is from RefSeq and is a predicted model, not a curated record. NCBI's taxonomy places the organism in Eukaryota, Viridiplantae, Streptophyta, Magnoliopsida, Rosales, Rosaceae. Bases 745 to 2337 code for a protein of 530 amino acids. Gene Ontology annotation, molecular function: protein binding. The transcript is spliced from 5 exons.
UAGUCCAUCAACCACAUUAUAACACCUCCUCCCUACCUGCUGGCUGCUGCCACUGAUACCACCACGUGACAGCAUGAGAGGUUCAUGCCCCAGUUGUUUAUUGUUUAAAAGAGAAAAAGCCAGAGAGCCUCUUCUAUUCUAUUUCUAUCCACAAAAAUUGAGAAAAAAAAAAAGGAAAAUUAUUGGCUUAAAAGUUGAAAGCAUUACUGUUGGUUCUUGUGCACCUAAACGUGCUCUCUCUUUCUUUCUUUUUCUCUCGGUCUUCAACAUCCUCGAUAUCACACUCACAGUAUACAAUUACAAACACAACCUACUUAGUCAUUUUCUGUGCACAUUUUGUCACGUCCUCUAUAUAAAAUUUAGAUUUUUAUAAAGUUUUAUGGACGUACUUUCUGACACCACCCAUUACCGUCCUUCAGUGCCCCCAAAAAGACCAAAGUUUUAACCUUGCAGAGAAAAAGCCUUCAAAUUUAUUACCCUUUCAGAUAUAAUAUUUGAUUGAAUCUUAAGCUUGGCUGAGCAAGUCACAUUCCUUGGUCUCUCUCUCUCUCUCUCUCUCUCUCUCUCUCUCUCUCUCUCUCUCUCUCACACACACUUUCGUUUUCUGUCUUUAGAUUUAAAAGAGGUGGCACUUUCGUACAAGCCACGGUCACCCACACAUCGCAUUAUCUGGCACUUUGUGCUCUUUCCUAGCCUCAUACUUGCUGUAAAUGCAGCUGCGUUUUAGUUUUACUGUAUUAUCUGAUGGGGAAGAAGGGAGGCACUUCGUCAUGGUUGACUGCUGUCAAAAGGGCUUUCAGAUCUCCCACUAAAGACGAUGAAGAUCAAAAGAAAAGAGAGAAGCGAAGGUGGUUCAGGAAACCCACAAAUUUAAAUCAACAAGAAACAGCUACACAACAAGCUCAAGCGCCAAAGGCCACAGACCAUGUAUCAGCAGCCAACAGUUCAGCAGCUGCAGAGCAAAAGCAUGUGCUGGCUGUGGCUGUGGCCACAGCUGAGGCUGCAAUGGCAACUGCCCAAGCAGCAGCCGAAGUGGCUCGGCUAACUAGGCCUUCUAAUCAUGCUAGAGAGCAGUAUUAUGCCAUUGUUAUCCAGACUGCCUUUAGAGGAUACUUGGCAAGGAGGGCACUUCGUGCGCUUAAAGGGCUUGUAAAGUUGCAAGCUUUGGUGAGAGGUCACAAUGUGAGAAAGCAAGCAAAGAUGACUCUCAAGUGCAUGCAAGCUCUGGUUCGUGUGCAGGCUCGGGUGCUUGAUCAGCGCACCAGGCUCUCUCAUGAAGGCAGCAGAAAGUCUGCAUUUAGUGACACCAAUAGCGUUUGGGAAUCAAGGUAUCUUCAGGACAUUUCAGACAGAAAGUCCAUGUCUAGAGAGGGAAGUAGCAUAGCAGAUGAUUGGGAUGAACGCCCCCACACAAUUGAGGAGGUAAAAGCUAUGUUGCAACACAGAAAAGAUGCUGCAAUGAAGCGUGAGAAAGCCUUGUCCCACGCCUUCUCUCAACAGAUAUGGAGGAACGGUAGGAGCCCAUCAAUCGGAAAUGAGGAUGAGCUUGAAGAGAGACCCAAAUGGCUAGAUAGAUGGAUGGCCCCAAAGCCAUGGGAUAGCAGAGGAAGAGCCUCAACUGACCAUAGAGACCCCAUCAAGACAGUUGAAAUCGACACCUCUCAGCCUUAUUCAAGUUUAGCACCUAACUUCCGAAGAUCAAGUUCAAGCCAAUACCACCAACACCAACAACAAAGACCCAGUUCACCAAAACAAAGACCUAGUUCACCACUCCAUAGAGAUAGAACCCACCAAAGCCAACCUUUUCAUCACCAGUCCCCUGUCACACCAUCCCCAUCAAAAACCCGGCCUAUCCAAGUCCGGUCUGCCAGCCCUCGUUGUGUUAGAGAAGAUAGAAGCUCUAAUGCAUCUCAAACUCCAAGCCUUAGGUCAAACUAUUUCUACAGUGGUGCUAUGCACCAACAUAGCAGGGGUGGUGGUACAAGCACUAUUGGCAAUAGUGUUGCUACAUUGCCUAAUUACAUGGCAGCAACUGAGUCUGCCAAAGCUCGGAUACGCUCUCAGAGUGCACCGCGACAAAGACCAUCGACACCAGACCGGGAACGAGGAGCUGGAUCAGCAAAGAAAAGGCUUUCAUUCCCAGCUCCUGAUCCUUACGGUGUGGCAAUGGGGUAUGGCGGUUAUGGACAUAGCUUGAGGAGCCCAAGCUUCAAGAGUGUGGCUACAUCGCAUUUUGGUGUGGAGCAACGGUCUAACUAUUCUUCUUGUUGCACUGAGAGUCAUGGUGGUGAGGUUUCCCCUUCUUCAACUAGUGACCUUAGAAGGUGGUUGAGGUGAUUAAUGGCUGAAAUUGAUGGGGGAGUGUGAGCUGUAACUUUGUCACAAUGUUAAUUUGAUUUGAAUUGUGAUUAGGAUGUAGUUUUGACCAUUAAAUAAUGAUCUAGAGGCAAUUGGGAUGUAAUUUAGAGAGCAGUGCAGUGAGUAUUUGGAUAGAUAGUAGGAUGAAUCUGAUCGAAGUUUUUUUUAUUUUUCUCUUCCUUUCUAAUGAUUGGCUUGUAGUUGAAGGUGUAAGUGUGUCAUUAUUAACAAACUCUGUAACUUCGGUGAUUAUUUUCUCACUCUCUUUGCACUGAAAUUAUAUCAAAACUCUGUAAUCUAGUCCUGCUUUCUGUAUUCUACUUUUUACUCAAUUUCCACAAACCC